Molecule: messenger RNA, 640 nt
Organism: Arabidopsis lyrata subsp. lyrata
Lineage: Eukaryota; Viridiplantae; Streptophyta; Magnoliopsida; Brassicales; Brassicaceae
Product: protein NIM1-INTERACTING 1
Exons: 1
Coding region: 146-559 (137 amino acids)
Biological process (GO): regulation of systemic acquired resistance
Source: RefSeq, a predicted model, not a curated record
UAAAAGAGGUGGGGACAGGGUGUUAUAGUCUUUUUCUAAGAAGUUUCGUGAUGACUAAUUUUCCUCCUUUAAAAGAAAGUCAUCAGACGAUGAGACGAAUAAGAAUAUUUGCCAUCUUCGCUCUCCAAAAUCAUUCACUUUCUCAAUGUAUCCUAAACAAUUUAAUUUAUACAAUUACUCCAUAGAGACCAUGAACAAGGAAGAGAAUGUGGAGAGCAAGGAGACGAUCAGGGUCGAUAAGAGAGUAAGAGAAGACGAAGAGGAAGAAGAAGAGAAGAAGAUUGAUACGUUCUUUAAGCUUAUCAAACACUAUCAAGAAGCACGAAAACGUAGACGAGAAGAGUUAGCUGAAAAUUCCGGCGGCGUGAGGAAGAAAUCUAGCGGCGGAGAAAGAUCCGGUAUAGUAGUUCCGGCGUUUCAGCCGGAGGAUUUCUCUCAGUGUCGUACGGAUUUGAAGCCGCCAUUGAUGAUUGUUUCGGAUCACAAGGAAGAAGACACAAAGGUUAAAGAAGAAGAAGAAACAGAAGACAAGGCUUUAGAUCUUAAUCUUGCAUUGUAGUAGAUUUGUAGUAAAUUGAUCUAUUUUUCAUGUUUCACUUAUUAGCACUUGUUGUGAUUAAUAAAUCUUUCAUUUAACUCA